AUGGCAGGUAGCAUCAAUAUCGACUACAAUGUCCUUUUCCUUAUAGCAGGCUGGAUAGAGGCAGUCGCAUAUGGGUUUCUCUUUUGCAUAUUCUGCGUCACUUUGUACUUUACGUUCGGAGGAACUCGUAGAUCUUACGAUAACCAUUCCAAAAUCCUGCUCGGAAUUUCGACCUCUCUGUUCCUGAUCGCUACUGUGCAUGCAAGUCUAGGUUGCUAUCGUCUCGUGGCAGCAUAUGUCUUCCACGGUGGAGAUCCGAGGGGCCCACCGCCGGCUGCUUAUCUGGGAAAUCUUGGUCAUUGGGACGCAAUUAUGACCGAGGUUCUCUACGCCACGCAGGAAGUAAUCGGAGGUGCAGCUGCAAUCUAUCGAUGCUGGAUACUGUGGAACAAGCAGUUCAAAGUAGUCGCCCUACCCAUGCUUUUGCUUAUCGUGACCAUUGUGUUUGGUUAUUGGUGCAAUGCCUUAUUCGCGAGGCAAGGGACCAACGAAGGUACUCUGGGCGAGCAAAAGCAGCUUAUCAAUGGGAUCCGUACAUUCUAUGCUGUGGCCGUCGUCCAGAACAUCCUUACUACUGGUUUGAUGAUCUACGCCAUCUAUCGAAACUAUCGAAACACUGUCGGUACCAAUCUCAAAACUUAUGGAGGCAUCCGCAUGACUUGGUUAAUGCGGACCAUGGUCGAGGCUGCAGCUCUCCAACUGUUAAUUGAAUUCCUUCUUCUCGUACUCUUUUUGGUUGGAACAAACGUCCAGUACAUCUUCCUCAACGCUGUGGUUCCCGUCAUCGGCAUUACAUUCAACGCCAUGACCAUCUCUUACCGCUUGAGAUUGUUGACUGAAACCCGUGGAAAUAGCAUCUGGACUUCGUCCAAGACUAUGCCUCACAGCAGUGGUCAAAUGCCAUCAAGAAGUGAUUACUCGCGACCCAGCCGUGUUGAUGUGGACGUUGACGUGGUUGAAUUAACUGACAUGAACGGCUCUGCGUACCGUUCGAAGGAAACAGAUCAUAGCUUCGGCGAGGUCUCAUAG
This is a messenger RNA of Marasmius oreades (fairy-ring Marasmius), 1029 nucleotides long. RefSeq lists its product as uncharacterized. The transcript is spliced from 9 exons. NCBI's taxonomy places the organism in Eukaryota, Fungi, Basidiomycota, Agaricomycetes, Agaricales, Marasmiaceae. Bases 1 to 1029 code for a protein of 342 amino acids. The record is from RefSeq and is a predicted model, not a curated record.